Molecule: messenger RNA, 378 nt
Organism: Anopheles cruzii
Lineage: Eukaryota; Metazoa; Arthropoda; Insecta; Diptera; Culicidae
Product: endocuticle structural glycoprotein SgAbd-8-like
Exons: 2
Coding region: 1-378 (125 amino acids)
Cellular component (GO): chitin-based extracellular matrix
Molecular function (GO): structural constituent of chitin-based larval cuticle
Source: RefSeq, a predicted model, not a curated record
AUGUUCAAAGUGGUGAUCGCUUUAAUUGCUCUGGCCGCAGCAGUGGCGGUGGCCGCCCCAGCAGCGGACGAUGCGUCGGCCAACAUUUUGACGUACGAAUCGAAGCAGGAGCCGGACGGAGCGUACUCCUACAAGUACGCCACCAGCAACGGCAUCCAGGCGGAGGAAAGCGGUAUCGGGGGUCAGUCGGUUCAGGGGUCGGCCUCGUGGGUCGGUGACGACGGGGUACCGAUCGUGCUGACGUACACCGCGGACGAGAACGGAUUCCACCCGCAGGGACUGCACCUGCCGACGCCACCGCCCAUCCCGGACUACAUCCUGCGGGCCCUACGGUACAUCGAGGCCAAACAGGCCAGCCAGAAUGGUGGUGGGAAGUGA